Messenger RNA from Leptosia nina, 1218 nucleotides. Lineage: Eukaryota; Metazoa; Arthropoda; Insecta; Lepidoptera; Pieridae. The record is from the annotation of a GenBank genome assembly.
AUGACGUUAACAGUUUUUACUGUCUUUUUGAUUGUCGGAACGCAGGCUAUUAAGUUAGAACUAGCCGAGGAAAAAACGCCAUACAAUUAUGUGAAACAAAAACUUGAUUCGAUGCUAGUUGAUGCGAGAAGUGGUAUGCCAUUAUCGAGUUCGUAUGAAGUCGAAGAAAAUGCUGACUAUCCAGAAGAAAUUAAAGGGGCAGCUUCCACUAUUCACAAUGCUGUCUCUGGUGUAUACGGCCAAGGAAUUGGUCUCGGUGGUAUAGGAGGAAUCGGAUUAGGACAAGGAUUGGGUAUUGGUCUUGGCGGUCUCGGGGGUGUUGGUGGGUUAGGUAUUGGAGGAAUCGGUAAUGGCAUAGGCCUCGGUGGUGUUGGUGCCGGUAUUGGAACUGUGAAUGCUAUCGGAGGUGCAGGUUUGGGAAACGCAGGCAUUGGAGUAGCAAAUGGAUUUAUUCAUCCUGGCUUAGGAGGUAUUGGGGUUGGUGGAAUAGGUGUUGGAAAUGGUCUUUUAUAUCACCCAGUCUUAGGAUCGCAAGUGCAAGGUGGAUAUGUUGAUAAAAACGCAUACGAUGCUGCUCAGAAAAAGGGAGCCGACCACAACGUUGAAAAAUUAGAAAAAAAAUCUGAAGAGGAAGUUAAGCAUGGUCAGGAAGGGUUUCAACAAGGUGCUGCAGCUGCUAAGGCUGAAAAGGGAGAGUCGAGCUUUUUCAAAGACGAGGAAGCAAAGAAAAAGGCUGCAGGAGACGAAAAGUAUUAUGAAGGCGGACAAAAAGUGAAUAAACAAGGUGCUAAUGAGGAGCAAGUAAAAAAAGCAAAGAGCCACAAGAAGGGACACGUAAGCAAGGGUUUCAAGUCAUCUAGUAGCAAGAAUGAAGAAGAGAAGUCUGAAAGCUUUUAUGACGAAGCUCACGACGAAGCCGACCACAAAAUUGCUGGACAAAAUGCUGGCUCCUUCGGUGAAAACUCUCAACAAGGAUUCAAGGGCGCUCAUGAAGAAAAAGUACUUGAUGCCAAUGCGCAAGGAAAAGAAGGGCAUCAUAUAUCCGAACAAAAGAUUGAUGACGCUAAAGCUAAUAAGGGUGAAUUUCUGCAGAAGGGCUAUAAGGGAGGAGCAGAGCUGCUAGAGAAAUUCAAUAACCUGGGUGCCCAAGCUGUUCAUGGCCACCAAGAAGCAAGUGGUGGAUACCAGCAGAGCAAGGGAAUUUUGCCCAUACACUAA